Messenger RNA from Penicillium egyptiacum, 1197 nucleotides. The record is from the annotation of a GenBank genome assembly. Lineage: Eukaryota; Fungi; Ascomycota; Eurotiomycetes; Eurotiales; Aspergillaceae.
AUGCGUCCUCCAGCCCAGACCGUCGAUCAUCAUCACACCUUGAUACGAGGGAAGCUCCCAGCUGAACACCACCUGUUCAAGGGUACCACUAUCAAGGACAACAAUCUACCCCUGUUGAAAUCCCCAACGGACCAGCAGCCCUUGUUAAGCCAAGACUCAUCGCCAUCAAUAUCUACUCAAUCACAAUCACAAUCUCCAUCCCCAUCGCCCAAUCUCUCCUUCAUAGACAAAUAUGGCCGUUAUCGCCAGAUGGUACACUAUGGCUCGAACAGCACGACCCGUCUCCAUGAAAGCAAAGUAAACAAAGCAAGCGAUAAUCAACUCGUCGCGAUCAAAGUAUACCGACGCUCUAUUCUCAGAGGGGCCCCAAGCUCUUCCCACACAACAUCCCUCCAUCCAAGUCACCCCAACAUCCUCCCAAUCCUAGACAUCCUCCACAACGAACGCUCCGAGCUCUGCCUGGUAAUGCCAUACUGCGCCGGCGGCGACCUACACACUCUCCUAUCCCGCAAAGGGGCCCUCCCAACCCAAGAAGCGGACUGUAUCAUAACCCAGAUUCUGCGCGCACUUGCCUCCCUACACGAUCAUGACACGGCACAUCGUGAUGUCCGUCUUGAGACUGUGCUGCUCACUGCCAAUGGAGCCGUGAAGCUAGCCGGGUUUGGGGAUGGACAUAUCCGGCGGAUGUGGGAGGAGUCUGCUGAGGCCGGGGCAGGAGGAAUACUUCCCCCGCGACCACAGCCAUCAACACAUGGUGCAUGGUCGUUCACUUUACCAUGGCCGCUGAAUUCAUUAUGUCGUCAAAGUUCUGAGUCUUCUAGCAAUGGUAGCCAGGCCGUCAUUGCGAACUCACCCACCGCUUCCUUUGUGGGUAUGAGACUCCCGUAUAUUCCCCCGGAAGAAUUCGAACUUCAUGUUCAAUCCCAGUGUCGUGAUGAACACGACAACCGUGGUGAUUGUGAUUCCCGUCCCGCUGAUGUAUGGGCCACUGCUAUGGUUUACAUGGCGCUCGUCACCGACCGGAUUUUGUGGCGUAGUGCGCGUCCUAAUCAGGAGGAUGCACGGUAUCUAGAGUACCUCCAUUCUCGUAGGGGAGAGGAUGGAUACCCGCCACUUGAGGCUCUGGGGCAGGUAUGUUAUAGUAUAAUUUUGGAGGGCUGGGGUGCAGAAAACAAGUCACUAAUAUUCGGUCUCUAG